GAGACCGGAAGCGCCGUGUGUUCCCAUUCAUCCUACCGGUGCCUGUUCCUCUUGCUAGCCUAGCUUCAUGGUUAGCUCUCAAACUAGUGACUGAAACAUCCACAUUCUCCGCAAAAUGUCUCACGCAGUGCCCACAGAAAAGCCCUCAAACCCCACCAACCCCCGGGUUUUCUUCGACGUAGACAUCGGAGGCGAAAAAGUGGGGAGGAUAGUCCUGGAGCUGUUUGCUGAUGUGACUCCUCGGACAGCAGAGAACUUCAGGGCCCUGUGCACUGGAGAGAAGGGCACCGGAAAAUCCACAGGGAAACCUCUGCACUUCAAAGGAUGCCCCUUCCACAGAAUUAUUAAGCAGUUCAUGAUCCAGGGAGGCGACUUCUCCAAUCACAAUGGAACUGGAGGAGAGAGCAUUUACGGAGACAAGUUUGAAGAUGAAAACUUUCACUACAAGCAUGACAAAGUUGGGCUGCUGAGCAUGGCUAACGCAGGUGCCAACACAAACGGCUCCCAGUUCUUCAUCACCACGGUGCCCACACCUCACCUAGAUGGCAAGCACGUGGUCUUUGGACAGGUGCUCAAAGGGAUGGGAGUGGUCAAGAUCCUGGAGGCCAUCGAAACGAAAGAGGACGCACCAGUACAGCCUUGCAUCAUCUCAGACUGUGGGGAGCACAAGGAUGGGGACAGCUGGGGGGUGGAGCUCGACGACGGCUCGGGGGACACGUACCCAGAGUUCCCAGAGGACGCAGAGGUCGACUUUAAAGAUGUUGACAAAGUUCAAAGUGUGGCUGAGGAUCUGAAGAACAUCGGAAACACUCUUUUUAAAAAUCAGGACUGGAAAGGUGCUGUCAAGAAAUACAGCAAAGCACUCAGGUACCUUGAGUUUGGAGGAGACGAGUUUGACGAGGAGAUCCAGAAGAAGCUAGAGCCCGUAGCCCUGAGCUGUUUCCUCAACACAGCGGCCUGUAAGCUCAAACUGCAGCUGUGGCAGGAAGCACUGGACAGUUGCACCGAGGCUCUGGAGUUGGAUAAGAAGAACACAAAAGCACUUUUCAGGAGAGCACAGGCGCAUGCAGGGCUAAAGGACUUCAGUAAAGCUAUGGAGGACCUGAAGAAGGCUCAGGAAAUCACACCAGAUGAUAAAGCAAUCAUAGGCGAAAUGAAGAAAGUCCACCUCAAGAUCCAGGAGGAGAAGGAGAAAGAGAAAAAGAUGUUUGCCAAAAUGUUUGCGUGAUUUCAACGGUUUUGGAAUUAGUGGGAAAUUCCUGUAUGCACUGAAGUAUCCUGUAUUCACCAAAUGUCAUGUUUUGAUACGGUUUCUCUAAAAGUCAUGUUUUAUUUAUGUUUUUACAGAGUUCAUUCAAACACACGUACAAUGGAAUUUCCUUUACGAUAUGACACAUUUUUAAUCUAGUGUAGUUCCAAAAUAAAAAUAUGUAUUAAGAUUUAGACAUCUUUAACCGUUUACAAUUCAAAUUUAAAAGUACACUGUGUAACUUUUUUAGAGGAGGGUGUAGAGCGCCACUUUGUCUCCAUUGAGAUAUUAUUGCUUAGUCUUGAAUGUUCAACUGUAUGGCAUGAUGAACAUCUCUUCUGACAUUUAAUUUCAGGGAUGUUUUUAUUGCUCAAAGAUACUUAAAACAUGCACUCUUUCUGUGAGCGGCGACACCUCUCCAUAGAUCUGACCUGUAACUUGGCCCAAUGGCACCACUCGCAUGCCUCCAGAGAGAUGGACGAGUUCAGUGCUCCUUGGCGGCACACAGGCGGCAUUAAGUUCACCGGAGAAGUUACACAAUGCACCUUUAAGAGAAUUGGAACUUUAGAUGUUAGUUUUCAUAGCUACAUUUUCCCCCAUUUUAUCUGAUACUCUAAGCAGCCAAGUCUCUAAAUGCAAAUUGCUCUGUUUUGUGCGUCGUGUCCCUUUCAGAGAUUGGUUAAAUAUAGAGCACCAUAAAUAUAUAUUCUUGGGAACACACUAGAUUAAAAUAGGGAAAAAAGCAAAAUGUAUUGUACUGUAACACUGACAACAUUGUAAAACAAAGUCUGCAAUAAAUGUGAUGAAAUGAAAA
Molecule: messenger RNA, 2063 nt
Organism: Periophthalmus magnuspinnatus
Lineage: Eukaryota; Metazoa; Chordata; Actinopteri; Gobiiformes; Gobiidae
Gene: ppid
Product: peptidylprolyl isomerase D
Exons: 10
Coding region: 116-1228 (370 amino acids)
Biological process (GO): protein peptidyl-prolyl isomerization; protein folding
Molecular function (GO): peptidyl-prolyl cis-trans isomerase activity; protein binding
Source: RefSeq, a predicted model, not a curated record